AAAUGUUGAUAAGGGACUCUUCCUCCCUUCACUCGACGCAUAUGCUCUCCACCUCUUGUCAGCCGACAUACAAACAUACAGAUUCUUGGUAAUACUUUCUCCUUCUCUUCAUCAGCCAUUUCUUUCCUCCUUUCCGUUCAUGCGUUCCAAUUACGAGGUACUUAAUGAUGUGGUGGAGAAGAUGCGAAAACCUCAAUCAUACCAGACAUGCUGCUUUUCCCGGAAACCCGCACCUCCUGCAAACGAAUACCUCGUAUGGCAACCCGGCUCCCGUAAUUCCGUCUCGCCAUGGGACUCGACAUGGGAUGCCAACAUGAGCCAUGACACCACUUUGAGUUCGACCAACCGGCUUCCUGGCGGUGCGCUGUGGUGAGCGUGACAAGAUACAAGUAAUACUUCAGAAGAAGCUCUUCCUCUGAACCUCCUCCGCACCCAACCCUCAUCGCACCCGAAAGCAAACUCGCCGUCCACCG
This is a messenger RNA of Zymoseptoria tritici IPO323, 473 nucleotides long. RefSeq lists its product as uncharacterized. Lineage: Eukaryota; Fungi; Ascomycota; Dothideomycetes; Mycosphaerellales; Mycosphaerellaceae. The coding region runs from base 140 to 373 and encodes 77 amino acids. The transcript has a single exon. The record is from RefSeq and is a predicted model, not a curated record.